Eutrema salsugineum is the source of this 1146-nucleotide messenger RNA. Its product is annotated as 40S ribosomal protein S10, mitochondrial. The transcript is spliced from 2 exons. NCBI's taxonomy places the organism in Eukaryota, Viridiplantae, Streptophyta, Magnoliopsida, Brassicales, Brassicaceae. Bases 99 to 866 code for a protein of 255 amino acids. Gene Ontology annotation, molecular function: structural constituent of ribosome. Gene Ontology annotation, biological process: translation. The record is from RefSeq and is a predicted model, not a curated record. Gene Ontology annotation, cellular component: small ribosomal subunit; ribosome; mitochondrion.
UCUGAAAGUGAUUACUCUUUGACUGAAACCCUAAUUGGGAACAAAGGGUUUCUACAUUUCUCUUAUCGGAAAGCUUCACAGCCGUUGCAUCUGAAAUAAUGAUCACCGGAAUACUCCGCAGAUCUUCGCUGCCGUCGAGACGGACUCUCUCCGCCGCACUAACCUCCAUUGAUUCGUGUCUUUCCCACUCUUUCACUUCAGCCGCCACCGGAAUCUCCGUGGAGCGUAAUCUGAUCGGAAUUGGAUCUAAUGUCUCCGGCGACUUCAUCUCUGGAUUUGCUCCCGCAUCGUCUCCGAACUCGAUUGGUAUUAGAGCGAGGGACUUUCACAUUAGAUCUGAGCCGGCGAUGGUUUUCCCCGCGAGAAUCGCGUUUCAAGGCUACGCCACGGAGCGUGAGAGUAGCGUCGGAGAUUCAAAGAGUGUUUCUAAGAUCAGAAUUUCUCCAAAAAAUGCCAAACAGUCGAGUAAGAAGGUGAUUGCUCCUCAGAAAGAAGGAGAAGAAAGCACAUCAAAGAUCAAAGGAACCAGGAUCUGCAUAGCGAUUCGGUCUUUCGAUAACCCUGAAAAGCAAGCUUGGUGUCUUCCUCCUCACUCUCGUAAAGUCGCAAUGCCAGACACGAGAGUCUUGUACACCGUGCUACGAUCGCCUCACGUCGACAAGAAGUCGAGAGAGCAGUUCGAGAUGAGGUUCAAGAAACGGUUUCUUGUCAUCAGAGCUCAGAGCCACGAGCUGAGCAAGAAGCUCUUCUGGUUAAAACGUUACCGUAUUCUCGGAGCUCAAUACGAACUCCAGUUCCAUUGCAAGACACGUUUGGACAUGGCUCCUGUGUUAGGCAACAUCAAUGGCUCCAGUAUUGGUCAAUGAGAAUUUAACAGGAAAGCUACAGUGUUGGUUUUUUUUUUUACCCGAUCCUGCAAUAAUGAUUCAAGAAUUCAGCAACUUGUAGCUUUUUUUUGUUCUUAUGUAGUAAACAUGUUUGUUUUUUUGGGACGACUCUCAAAGACAUGGUUUUAGAUUGAGUUCUAGUGGCAAAAAGCUUCAAAUUUAGGCCAUUUGAUUCAUUGUAUGGGUUUCAUCAUAGUCUAGACAGUCGGAGACGUUUGAUGUAUCUAAACCAGAGUCAGAUUCAUUACCGAUCAGCUUA